Molecule: messenger RNA, 2722 nt
Organism: Meriones unguiculatus (Mongolian gerbil)
Lineage: Eukaryota; Metazoa; Chordata; Mammalia; Rodentia; Muridae
Gene: Nr1i2
Product: nuclear receptor subfamily 1 group I member 2
Exons: 10
Coding region: 557-1888 (443 amino acids)
Biological process (GO): positive regulation of transcription by RNA polymerase II; cell differentiation; negative regulation of transcription by RNA polymerase II
Molecular function (GO): zinc ion binding; nuclear receptor activity; RNA polymerase II cis-regulatory region sequence-specific DNA binding
Source: RefSeq, a predicted model, not a curated record
UGGGGCCUCUUACUACAUUGGACCUGGGGUGAAAUGCAGGCAAGGGCAAGCAUAAUUCGUAUGCCUAGGGACGCCAUAGUCUAAGAUUAGGCUGGGAGGAAAAGCCCAGAUACAUACUGCUCAUUUGUCUAGCAGCAGGCCUCAGCCUCUCCCCCGGAAGCCUGCCGUUGGCCCAUACAGAACACCACAGGCUUAAGGUGAGACCUCCAUGAGCAUCGAGGCAGCCACUGCAGGUGUGCUGAGCCCUGAGUGGAGCCAUCAUUCCUGAUUCUUCAAAGUGGACCCCAAGGGAGAAAUCCACCGAAAGCAGUGGCUACCAAGCAGAAAAGUUGUACUGGAACACAAAGUCAUGUGGCACAAAGUUUGUGCGCCGUAACAGCGGGAGCAAAUGGUCCUUCACAGAGAACGUUGGCCAGCUAGUUCUCAAGGCGAUCAGCCUGAUGCUGAAAGACCGGGAAAUAAACAGAGUAGGACCACCACAACACUAACUAGACUGGUUUUGUAGGCGGUCACUGUUCAGUUGUGACGUGAUUAACGGCUGCGUGCUCCUUGUAGAAUGAAAAGUCCAAGACACACAGAUGUGAACCUGGGAAUGAGACCUGAAGAAAGCUGGAGCCAUGUUGGCCUGGUGCAACGUAAAGAAGCAGAUUCUGUCUCCAACAAGUCCAUCAACGCAGAUGAGGAAGAUGGAGGUCUUCAAAUCUGCCGUGUAUGCGGGGACAAGGCUAAUGGCUAUCAUUUCAAUGUCAUGACAUGUGAAGGAUGCAAGGGAUUUUUCAGAAGGGCCAUGAAACGCAAUGUCCGGCUGAGGUGCCCCUUCCGCAAGGGGACCUGCGAGAUCACCCGCAAGACCCGGAGGCAGUGCCAGGCCUGCCGUCUGCGCAAGUGCCUGGAGAGCGGCAUGAAGAAGGAGAUGAUCAUGUCCGAUGCCGCUGUGGAGCAGAGGCGGGCCUUGAUCAAGAGGAAGAAGAGGGAGAAGACCGAAGUGCCAGCGCCCGGAGGGCAGGGCCUGACUGAAGAACAGCAGGCGCUGAUCCAGGAGCUGAUGGACGCUCAGAUGAAAACCUUUGACACCACUUUCUCCCACUUCAAGGAUUUCCGGCUGCCUACGGUGUUUAACGGUGGCUGUGAGCUCCCAGAGUUUCUGCAGGCCUCACUGUUGGAAGAUCCUGUCACAUGGAACCGAAUCAUGAAAGAUUGUGUUCCAAUGAAGAUCUCUCUGCAGCUGCGGGGAGAAGACGGCAGCAUCUGGAACUACCAGCCCCCCUCCAAGAGCGACGGGAAGGAGAUCAUUCCCCUGCUGCCACACCUGGCUGACGUGUCAACCUACAUGUUCAAAGGCGUCAUCAACUUCGCCAAAGUCAUAUCCUAUUUCAGGGACCUGCCUAUCGAGGACCAGAUCUCCCUGCUGAAGGGGGCCACUUUUGAGAUGUGCAUCCUGAGGUUCAACACGAUGUUUGACAUGGAAACUGGGACCUGGGAGUGUGGUCGGCUGGCCUACUGCUUCGAAGACCCUGAUGGCGGCUUCCAGAAGCUUCUGCUGGACCCGCUGAUGAAGUUCCACUGCAUGCUCAAGAAGCUGAAGCUGCAUAAGGAGGAGUACGUGCUGAUGCAAGCCAUCUCUCUCUUCUCCCCAGAUCGCCCUGGUGUGGUGCAGCGCGGUGUGGUUGACCAGCUGCAAGAGCGAAUUGCCCUCACCCUGAAGGCCUACAUUGAGUCUAGUCGGCCAUACCCUGCCCACAGGUUCCUGUUCCUGAAGAUCAUGGCUGUCCUCACCGAGCUUCGCAGCAUUAACGUCCAGCAAACCCAGCAGCUGCUGCGUAUCCAAGACACGCACCCCUUCGCCACCCCACUCAUGCAGGAGUUAUUUAGCAGCACAGAUGGCUGAGUGGCUGUUCCUGGGUGGAGAGCUCAUGGGGCAGCCAGACCCGGAUACUCGGAGCUGCCUCUUCCAGGGCUACCCAGGUGGACACACUGACAGCCAACAGCACCCCGGGACUGCAGCUGGCUAGCAUUUCUUGGGAAAAUGACACGGGAGUCCCAGAGCUCAGCCUGUGGAAAGUGCUACCCUCUAAGUUAGGCCAUCUUCGUGGUUGGGCAGAAACCCCCACAUCCCACUACAUUCUACAGUGUUAGGUGGGACAGUGGGACCAGGUAGCCAGGUAAACUGUACAGCCAUGCCCCACACAUUCCCAACCCUAAGCUUCCUCUAGAGCUGCUUGCGUGUUCUAGACUUGAGCUCACCAUGAGGUUCAUUAGAGUCACUGCCGGGCGGGAAAAGCCUGUCCGGACCCUGUUCCGGGCAUCUCACUCAGGUCCCUCCAUCUGGCCAAACGCACUGUUAAUCACUAACGAUGUGACCUGCUGUGGAGGACACAGCAUGGCCUCAGAGUUCAGGAAGACAAAGCUAAAAUGGCUGUCAAUAGCUUAUAAAAUCUUCUUAUAAACAACUAUGUAGAGCAUGUGACAUGCGGUCAAGGGACCUUGUGCGUGUGAGUUCUGAGCCGUACUGGGGGUUCUGGGAAGCCAGCUGAAGAUUUCCACAUGUCAGGGUGCUUGUGGAGAAAGGGGUGGAGACUGUGGGGACCUGCCUAUGACUUAGUGGGAGGAGGUCCGCACCCCAUCUGACCCUGGCUUGGCUUGCUCCCACGGCCGGAGCACUGGGGUGACCUAUGACAAAGCUGCCAUGGCAGACAAUAAAUAGCACAAUGACCUGUGUUCA